ACUUGGGAUUAGUCUAGAUACUUUUAGAAAGUUAAACCUUUUUCUGCGAUGAAGUAACGCAUAAAUUCUUGAUUUUCAUCUAGUGUUCUAAUCUUUGAAACAUACUCGAGGACAAAGUUUACUCCGGGUAUUCCCUCUUCUUCCGUGAUAUCGAAGAAAAUCAAAUUCAUCGACAUCGUUCGGUAGGUUCCAGAAAUAAAUGAAAAGUCAAUACAAAGAGGCCUGGAUAAAAAUAGUUUCGCACAGAGCCAAGAGGCGCGAGAGGCAUUCCAGGAGCAGCUUUCCAGUUUGCUGCGGAUAGCGGCGAGAUUAGAAAAGAUCGAAGAGUAUCUAGGGUACUUUCGACGGGUCUAACAUGGCCUAAGAGGGACUCGUCUAUCGUCACUGACGAAGAAGGCGCAGGUGCACGUUGCAGCAGUGAAAGUAUCCGCGUGCAGUUACGAUCCGGCAUCUGUCAAUGCCCUCUUGCAUAGUCAGUCUUGGUCUAGCGGUGCCGUUUAGCCGGGGACCAGCGAUUUGAAGCACGCUCGUCGAAAGUAUCGGUGUCCGUCGAGUCUAGACGAGGAUCACACUCGGAGUCCAGGUGGAUCUGGCCAGUAGGGUACCACGGAUCCUUGGAAAAAGUCUUGGAAACGGUCGCAGGUCCAGUUCGAUCUCUGAAUCAGGUCAAUUAACUACGACCACGAUGAUCGGAUCGGCGCUCUGUCUCCUACUCCUCGUUGCGGGUGGUUCGACUACUCUCUCCGUCGAUUCGAACCCGGAAUACGUGAAGCAGUGUUCGAGGAGCGAUCCAAAGUUGAAAGCUUGUCUGAUCGAUGCCCUCCACCAUCUGAGACCAUAUCUAAGAGUCGGAAUACCGGAAAUCGAGCUGCCCUCGGUUGAGCCGUUUCGUAUGGGCGAGCUGACUCUGUCUCUGACAGGUGGUACAAACGGUUAUAAGGUACAGCUACGCGAAUUGUUCGUAAAGGGAGCGAGCAACUACACCGUUGAGGACAUUAAACUCGGCUCACCCUUCGAAGCUAUUGUACGAAUGCCAGCCCUUAUCUUGGACGCGCAUUAUUCUAGUGCAGGAGUAUUAAUCAUUCUACCAGCCAGUGGUAACGGAACGUUUCACGCUCGUUUCGACGACGUCAAAGCUCUGGUCAAGGGUACCGUUUCCACAAAUGCGAGAGAUGGAAAGACGUAUCUUAACGUUGAAAAUCUCGAUGUCGUUCUGGAUGUGAAACACGUACAAAUGAGAGUCCGUAAAUUCUUCAACAAUAAUCGUAUACUGACCGAAGCAACCAACCUGUUCCUGAGAGAGAACGGACAGGAAGUGCUAAAGGUGAUGGAACCACAGUUAAAAAAGAAACUGUCCGUACUGUUUGCUGGCAUUGUCAAUCAAUUGUUACGCCACGUGCCCGUCGAAGUAUUCCUGCUACCUUGAACGUACCUUCUCCAUUGAUAUUUUGUUGUUACCGUGGCCGCUGGUAUUGUCGACUCUUCUAACAAACGAGCAUAAGCUAGCAAGCUACAUAAAACAAAAAAAAAGCGGUUAGAAUUAGGACAAUCUACGUUGUAAGUAGAGGUGUAUCGCACGAAUGAUUUAUAAUUUGGGUUGUCUGGGAUAUCGGGGUAAUGUGGGCAUAGUUAAGUUUACUCUCCAAAAUAAAAGAAAAUAGUAGUAGUACAACACGUUUGUUUAUAUAUUAUAAACGACUAUUAUGUACGGAAUAUGUAUGUAUAUAGUUUAAUAAGAUGGAUUUUUAUUUGCAAACACGCAACGAUCAUUGCGAAAAGAAAUAUGGUAACAUGUAGUGGUGCAUGUGGCACAUAUGCGGAGAAUAUAGGUAGGAUGAAUUUGAUUGUAUUCCAUUGGAAAAAUAGUAUGAAAUAAACGUAAAUAUCAAUA
Hylaeus anthracinus is the source of this 1891-nucleotide messenger RNA. It is a transcript of the gene Jhbp1, whose product is annotated as circadian clock-controlled protein daywake. The transcript is spliced from 6 exons. The record is from RefSeq and is a predicted model, not a curated record. Lineage: Eukaryota; Metazoa; Arthropoda; Insecta; Hymenoptera; Colletidae. Bases 686 to 1426 code for a protein of 246 amino acids.